Molecule: messenger RNA, 2699 nt
Organism: Nanorana parkeri
Lineage: Eukaryota; Metazoa; Chordata; Amphibia; Anura; Dicroglossidae
Gene: ASAP3
Product: ArfGAP with SH3 domain, ankyrin repeat and PH domain 3
Exons: 25
Coding region: 23-2596 (857 amino acids)
Biological process (GO): positive regulation of GTPase activity
Cellular component (GO): cytoplasm
Molecular function (GO): protein binding; GTPase activator activity
Source: RefSeq, a predicted model, not a curated record
AGCGAUCUCCUAUAACCCAGUGAUGAAGAAGGAAUUGGAGGUGGGAACCAUGCCAGACUGCUCAGUACUGACCCUCUUCCAGGAGAUCGCCUCUGACACCCUCCAAGGACCUCUAGCUAACUUUCUGAGCCAGGCACACAAGUGUAGACAGGGAGCCAUAGCUCUGGAGGAGGGUUUAGAAUCUGAUCUCCAGGUUUUGUGCAGAAUCCGGAAGAGUGUGCGAUCUAUCUAUACAGCAGGUCUCUCUUUUGUGAACGCUCAGGAGAGCUAUGUGGAAGACUUGCAGUCCCUGGGCUCAAACCAGCUGUCAUCAAGCAACCAUGAACUGACCACCGGAUUUCUGAACUUGUCUGUUCUUUCCAGGGAGCUCUGUGCCCUCUUCAGCAACAUGAUACAGAACCUCAACAGCAUCCUUUCAUUUCCUUUGGACUCAUUAUUGCGAGUAGAUUCAAAAGAUGGCCGAAUGGAACUGAGGAAACAGGCAGACAAGAGCUGGAAGGAAUGUGAGAUAAGAGCGACAAAAAAAGCUCGCUCAGGGGGGUCUCGGGCAGAAUUAGACAACACGGAGGACGUUGAAAGGGAAAGAAAACUGUUUCAGCUUAACUCGUGUGAGUAUCUUCUAAAACUAGGAGAGCUGCAAAUGAAACAAGGUCCUGAUUUCUUAGAGUGUCUUAUCAAAGCUUUCCAUGCACAGAGAAACUUUUUUCAGGAUGGAUUAAAUGCUUCACAGAGUCUCCUUCCUUUCAUUGAAAAGAUAUCUUCUUCUUUGCAUACUAUUCACCAGACUCAGGAUGAAGAGCUGAAACAACUUUCAGAAGCUCGAGAAAAUCUUCAAAAACAACUACAAUUAGAAACAAAAGAGGAUGGAAUAAAUAGAAAAGAUUCUGGAUACAACUUGCACCAACAGCAAGGUGACAAACAGCAUGGAACAGAAAAGUCUGGUUUUCUAUACAAGAAGAGUGAAGGCAUACGGAAAGUUUGGCAGAAAAGAAAAUGUGGUGUAAAGUAUGGGUAUCUCACAAUAUCUCACAGUACGAUUAACCGGCCUCCAGCGAAAAUUAAGUUACUAACUUGCCAGGUGCGGCCAAAUCCAGAAGACAAGCGCAGCUUCUAUUUAAUCACACAUAACAGAACUUAUCACUUUCAAGCUGAGGAUGAAUCUGAGGCAUUUGUGUGGAUAUCUGUACUGCAGAAUAGUAAAGAUGAGUCACUGAAUGCAGCCUUUGGUGGGGAUGGAAACUUGAGUGACAGCUCCCAUCAACUAACAAAGCAGAUCAUUAAUGAGAUCAGGUCCUUACCUGGGAACCAAGUGUGCUGUGACUGCGGAGCCCCUGAUCCCUCCUGGGUUUCUACAAACCUAGGUGUUGUCAUCUGCAUCGAGUGUUCUGGGAUUCAUCGUGAUCUAGGGGUGCGCCACUCACGAGUCCAGUCUUUAACUCUGGAUUUGCUGAGCACAUGUGAAUUGUUGCUUGCCGUUUCAGUUGGGAAUGCCAAACUGAAUGAAGUUUUUGAAGCUGUACUUCCUACUCCAAAUCCAAAGCCUACACCCAGCAGCGAUAUGAAUGCCAGGAAGGAUUAUAUCACUGCUAAGUAUGUGGAGCAUAGGUUUGUGAACAGACAUAAGAGCAGCAGUCUUCAUGGAAUCAGAGAUGCUCUUCAGAGGCAUGACCUGAUGGCACUACUGCAGUGCAUGGCGAAUGGGACAGAUCUAAGCAAACCACUCAAUCAGGAUCUCUGCGAGACUCCACUUCACCUAGCUGUUUCUCUGUGUGAGAGGAACUGCCUCCCGCUGGUGGAUUUCCUGAUCCAGAAUGGGGGAGCCUUGGAAAAAGUAACAGCAGAUGGACAGACAGCUCUGCACUAUGGGGUCAGAUAUAACAAACCAGAUUGUAUACGACUUCUCCUGAGAGCCAAGGCAUCUGUGAAUACUGUGAAUCAUGCAGGAUUAACACCUUUGAUGCUAGCUCAGAACCUUAAGCAUUUUGAAUGUGAAGAACUGCUGGAAAAGGCUGGAGAAGGGAAUUUUAAUGCUGAACUGGAUUUUGAUUGGUUCCAUCAAGAGGAGGAAAUAAGCUAUAGCGAUGAAGACGAAGCAGAAAAGCUGAGCCCAUUAUCCCAGAAUCCUUUGUUGCAAUCUUCGAUUAGACCUUAUUCCAGGCAGAGCUCACUGGGACUGGACAUCAGUAACAGGACUUAUGAGACUUUUGUUAUGCCUGCAAGAGCUCCACCAAAUCAGAGAUCGCAUAGUAUGGAGAAUCCUCCACCUUUACCUGCUAAGAGCCACAGCCGAAAAGGCCAUGAAUUGUCUUCCCCUCUAACUGGCAGUUUGGAGAGACCACUCAGCACUUCCUCUUACUCCCCAACUAGAGAGGACUGGGAGGGAGUUUCUGAUGCAGGACUACAGAGACGAGCAUCUGAACCUACUCGCUAUAAUGCUGAAAAUAGUCAUAGUCAUGGACAAUUUAGCACGGAUGGAGUGAAGUCCUACAGGAGGGUGAGAUGCUCCCAAAAUAUGGAAAGUCCAGCACAAGGUGGAAUUUCCAGAGGGAGAUUUAAUCGUGAUGAUAAUCAGCAGCCUUCUGCAUCUCCACAGUGAUAACAUGGGACUGUCUACUGUCUAGAGAACAGUAUACAUCAUUAUUGGUUGAAUAUUUCCACCAUCAUUUAUUUAUAUAGUGCCUCCACAGGGCACAGUUUGC